AACUUAAUUAUAAUCAUGUUUACGGUCAAACGAGCCUCCCUCUCCACCCCUCUCUCCCCCUCCCUCCAGCUCGGCCCGGGGUUUGCUAUAAAAGCCACAGCUGCCCCCUUGACAGCCAGCCCCGCUGACCUGGAGACCCCAACGAACAACAUGCAGACUCUCAUCCUCGUGGCGUUGCUCGGAUGCCUCGCCACCGCGUUCGCGGCCCCCGCUGACACGGUGAAGUGGUGCGUCACGUCGGACAGAGAACAUGACAAAUGUAGGGCCCUCGCCGCAAGUGCUCCGGCUUUCUCCUGCGUGAAGAGGGAAAGCGUCCUCAGCUGCAUCACUGCGAUUAAGGCUGGUGAGGCAGAUGCCAUCACUCUGGAUGGAGGGGAUAUCUACACAGCUGGACAGGUCAAUUAUGACCUGCAGCCCAUUAUUGCUGAGGACUAUGGCACCACUGCGGACACAUGUUACUACGCUGUUGCCGUGGUGAAGAAGGGCACUACAUUUGGCAUUAGAGAUCUCCAGGGGAAGAAAUCCUGCCACACUGGGUUGGGGAAAUCUGCGGGCUGGAACAUCCCCAUCGGGACCCUUGUGUCAAUGGGUUUGAUUCAGUGGACAGGCAUUGAAGACCAACCCCUCGAGGAGGCGGUGAGCACUUUCUUCUCGUCCAGCUGUGUUCCCGGGGCCACAAGGAAAAGUCUGUGUAAGCUGUGCAGUGGAGACUGCUCCAAGAGCCACAGUGAGCGUUACUACGACUACAGCGGAGCCUUCCAGUGUCUGAAGGAUGGUGCUGGAGACGUGGCUUUUGUGAAGCACCUCACUGUACCAGAGUCGGAGAAGGACGGCUAUGAGCUGCUGUGUAAAGAUAACACCAGGGCCCCUAUUGACCAAUACAAAAGCUGCUACCUGGCCAGAGCACCAGCUCACGCUGUUGUCAGCCGUAAGGACCCACAGCUGGCUGAACUCAUCUGGAGUAGCCUCGAUGCAGUACAGAAACGCCCUCAGGACUUCAGGCUCUUCUCCUCCGAAGCCUUUGCACCUUCCAAAAACCUGAUGUUCAAAGACUCAACAGAAAAGCUGGUGAAGCUGCCCCCAAGCAUGGAUUCCUUCUUGUAUUUGGGUGCCGGCUACAUGAGUAGCAUCAGUUCCCUUACGAAAGAGUCGACUCCCGCUACGUCCUCUGCCAUUAAAUGGUGCGCUGUGGGUCACGCCGAGACGAGCAAGUGUGACUCGUGGAGCAUCAAUAUUCUCAACGGUGCCACCAUUAUAUGCCAGAAUGCCCCUACAGUUGAAGAGUGCCUGACAAAGAUCAUGCGUAAAGAGGCUGACGCAAUGGCAGUUGAUGGAGGACAGGUGUACACCGCUGGGAAGUGUGGUCUGGUUCCUGCGAUGGUGGAGCAGUACAGCGAAGAGCUGUGCGGCACCGCAGGAGCCAAAGCCUCCUCUUACUAUGCUGUCGCUGUGGUGAAGAAGGGCUCAGGGGUGACCUGGGACAAGCUGAAGGGCACAAAGUCUUGCCACACAGGCGUCGGCAGAACUGCUGGUUGGAACAUCCCCAUGGGUCAAAUACACAAAAAGACUGGUGACUGCGACUUCACCAAGUUCUUCAGCAGUGGCUGCGCCCCCGGAGCAGAGCCCAGCUCUCCAUUCUGUACUCAGUGCAUCGGCAGCGGGGAAACGGUGGGAGAUCAAUUCAAGUGCAAAGCCAGCUCCGAGGAGCGGUACUACGGCUACGCUGGAGCCUUGAGAUGUCUGGCUGAGGGUGCCGGUGAUGUUGCUUUCAUCAAACACACAACCAUUCUAGAAUUUGAGCACAAAAGUGAUUACCAGCUGAUCUGCCCUGGGAAGGAGCCGGUGGAAGUCGAAGACUAUGCCUCUUGUCACCUGGCUAUUGUGCCAGCCCAUGCCGUGGUCACUCGUCCAGAGAUCCGCGAAGAUGUUGUUCGUAUUCUACUGGCAGAGCAGUCUAGAUUAGGUUCCAGCAGCGAUGGCCCAUUUAGCAUGUUUAAAUCAGAACCAGGAAAGAACCUUCUCUUCAAGGACUCCACCAAGUGUCUCCAGGAAGUUGAAGCUGGAACAAGCUAUGAGAGGUUUUUGGGAGCAGAGUACAUGGAUGCCAUGACUUCGCUCAGACAGUGCACUGCCAGUACUCCAGAUCUGGAGAAAUCCUGCACUUUCCAUUCCUGCCAGGAAAAAAACUAGGGACAACCACGGAGCAUGCGGUGCCUCACUCGGCCCUCAGUGAUUCGGGCACUUCAAACACACUGCAUACACUCUACCCAAAAAUUUUCAUAUGUAUUUUCUUUGUGAUCUUGUUGUAGUUGUAUUUUUAGAAAAGCAAUCGUGAAACUGAUACAUUGCACUACCAUUACUUACAAAUCGACCAUCCUGUGAUCAAUCAUGCUACUGCUGUUCGUUCAAUACAUGAUAUUUCAUUACCUGUGUUAUGGGAUCAAUGGUUUGUGAGCACCCUCCUGAAUUUGGUCAAAUAAAGCUUUUUAAUGCUC
This is a messenger RNA of Pungitius pungitius (ninespine stickleback), 2495 nucleotides long. It is a transcript of the gene tfa, whose product is annotated as transferrin-a. NCBI's taxonomy places the organism in Eukaryota, Metazoa, Chordata, Actinopteri, Perciformes, Gasterosteidae. The record is from RefSeq and is a predicted model, not a curated record. Gene Ontology annotation, cellular component: early endosome; extracellular region; plasma membrane. Gene Ontology annotation, biological process: antibacterial humoral response; iron ion transport. The transcript is spliced from 18 exons. The coding region runs from base 16 to 2190 and encodes 724 amino acids.